AUGGAAAUCAUUUAUAAGAAACUGUCUUCUAUUGAAGAAGCAAUGAAAUUGGGAUUAAAUGCCGAAUGCAACUUCAAGUCGGCACGACUCGGUAAGAAUGUAUAUCCUCAUUGCUCAUCGAGCGAGCAUACACCAAUGGAUCUCAGCUAUGCUGAGAAAGAGUGCACAGAGCUCCAAGCUGCCGGUCAUCGUUUAGCUGUACGUAAUCCAAAAGGCACUGCUCAUGUUUUGAAGCAGUCGCUGCAUGCCACGAAUGGCACUGUCGAACGAGGUCCAAGGCAUCUUGGGCAAGACCUUUCAGAUGCGCGUGGAGUGGCACGUUACCCGCUGGACAAAGAUCACAGAGCUAGCAGCACUUCGUCGGAUGUUGUCAAUAUCAUUAAGGCUCCGGUGGAGCAAGUGGAGCUAACACUGAACGACGGUAAUGUCGUAUAUUAUCUGCAAGACGCAGAGCGUCGACCCUGA
This is a messenger RNA of Plasmopara halstedii, 465 nucleotides long. RefSeq lists its product as uncharacterized. The coding region runs from base 1 to 465 and encodes 154 amino acids. The transcript has a single exon. The record is from RefSeq and is a predicted model, not a curated record. NCBI's taxonomy places the organism in Eukaryota, Oomycota, Peronosporomycetes, Peronosporales, Peronosporaceae.